Molecule: messenger RNA, 1833 nt
Organism: Gavia stellata (red-throated loon)
Lineage: Eukaryota; Metazoa; Chordata; Aves; Gaviiformes; Gaviidae
Gene: ZNF503
Product: zinc finger protein 503
Exons: 2
Coding region: 1-1833 (610 amino acids)
Biological process (GO): negative regulation of DNA-templated transcription
Cellular component (GO): nucleus
Source: RefSeq, a predicted model, not a curated record
AUGAUCACAUCGCCCUCGCUUUCUGCUAUAAGAAGUAGUAAGCGCAGCAGCAGCCUCAGCGAGCCCGGAGGCAGCCCCCGCCGCAGCCGCAGCGCCGCCGACCUCGCCGGGCCGAACGGGCACGCUGGGAAUAACGGCAGCAGCGCCGCCGCCGCCAAGCCCUGCUUCCACGCCGUCCCCCCCUCGGACCCGCUACGCCAAGCCAACCGCCUUCCCAUCAAAGUCUUGAAAAUGCUCACGGCGCGGACUGGACACAUUUUACACCCCGAAUACCUGCAGCCUUUACCCUCCACGCCCGUCAGCCCCAUCGAGCUGGAUGCGAAGAAGAGUCCCCUGGCCCUUUUGGCACAAACUUGCUCGCAGAUAGGGAAGCCGGACCCGUCCCCUUCCUCCAAACUCUCCUCGGUCACCUCCAAUGGCUCCGGAGGCGACAAGGACUCCAAGUCGGGCCCCCUGAAGCUCAGCGACAUCGGCGUGGAGGACAAGUCGAGCUUCAAGCCGUACUCCAAGCCGGGCGCGGAGAAGAAGGAGCCGGGGGCGGCGGGCUGCGCGGGCGCCCCCGCCGCGGGGGUCGCGGCCGGGGAGAAGUCGGGAUUCCGGGUGCCGAGCGCCACCUGCCAGCCGUUCACCCCAAGGACAGGCAGCCCCAACUCCAGCGCCUCCGCCUGCUCGCCGGGGCUGCUGCCGGCCGAGGGCAAAGGCGGGGAGGACAAGAAGGACUCGGAGGGCUGCGGAAAGAGCGGCGGCUCCGGCUCGGAGGGAGGACCGGGCACCACCAGCAUCAGCCACAGCCGGAUUAGCGUGAGCUGUGCCGGGAUUAACGUGGAGGUCAACCAGCACCAGGAGAGCACGCCGGGCUCCAAGCCCAUCGCCUCGGACUCCGCCUCCUCCUGCAGCAGCACCACCGCCACCUCCUCCACCUCCGUCCUGGGCUCCGGCCUCGUGGCCCCCGUCUCCCCUUACAAGCCGGGCCAGACCGUCUUCCCCCUGCCCCCGGCCAGCAUGAGCUACCCGGGGACCCUGGCUGGAGCCUACGCCGGCUACCCGCCCCAGUUCCUGCCGCACGGAGUGGCGCUGGACCCCACCAAAUCCUCCAGCCUGGUGGGGGCCCAGCUGGCCGCCGCCAGCAGCCUGGGCUGCAGCAAGCCGGCGGGGUCGAGCCCGCUGGCGGGCGCGUCGCCCCCGUCGGUGAUGACGGCGAGCCUGUGCCGAGACCCGUACUGCCUGAGCUACCACUGCGCCAGCCACCUGGCAGGCGCUGCCGGCGCCUCCUGCGCCCACGACCAGGCCCUCAAGUCCGGAUACCCCCUCGUCUACCCCACCCACCCUUUGCACAGCGUCCACUCCUCGCUGACCGGCGCCACGCCGCCCUCGCUGGCCGGCCACCCUUUGUACCCCUACGGCUUCAUGCUCCCCAACGACCCCCAGCCACACAUCUGCAACUGGGUGUCGGCCAACGGACCCUGCGACAAGCGCUUUGCCACCUCGGAGGAGUUGCUUAGCCACUUGCGGACCCAUACUGCCUUCCCGGGCACCGAUAAACUCCUCUCCAGCUACCCCAGCUCCUCGUCGCUGGCCAGCGCGGCGGCCGCGGCCAUGGCGUGCCACAUGCACAUCCCCACGACGGGCGCCCCGGGCAGCCCGGGCACGCUGGCCCUGCGCAGCCCGCACCAUGCGCUGGGACUCGGCAGCCGCUACCACCCCUACUCCAAGAGCCCCCUGCCCACCCCCGGGGCCCCCGUGCCCGUGCCCGCCGCCACCGGACCCUACUACUCCCCUUACGCACUCUACGGGCAGAGACUCACCACAGCCUCGGCCCUGGGGUACCAGUGA